Molecule: messenger RNA, 984 nt
Organism: Trametes versicolor FP-101664 SS1
Lineage: Eukaryota; Fungi; Basidiomycota; Agaricomycetes; Polyporales; Polyporaceae
Product: tetrapyrrole biosynthesis uroporphyrinogen III synthase
Exons: 3
Coding region: 1-984 (327 amino acids)
Biological process (GO): uroporphyrinogen III biosynthetic process
Molecular function (GO): uroporphyrinogen-III synthase activity
Source: RefSeq, a predicted model, not a curated record
AUGUCGACUAGCGUCCUGCUGCUGCGCUCACCCUCCGAGGACGGCGGCCCGGACAAGUACGAGGAGGCGUUCCGCGCGCGCGGGUACCGCCCCGUGUCGGUGCCAGUUCUCGAGACUGUGCACAAGAACCUCGACACCCUCGCGGGAGUCGUGAAGAGAGGCGGCCGCACUGCGGACGAGUACGCGAGCGGACUGUACGCCGGGGUCAUUGUGACCAGCGGGCGCGCAUGUGAGGCCUGGCGGCUGGUCGUGCAGCAGCUCGAGGAGGAUAGACAGCAGGAAACUGGCAUCGACGCCCGUACAGUAUCUGACUGGCCGACCGUCCCGUUCUACGCUGUCGGCGCUGCGACCGCCUCCGCCCUCUCUUCCAUCCACAAUGCAUUCCCUGCCUCAUCCUACGUGCCGCAAGAUGUUCGUGGCGGUGCGACGUCGGGCACGGCAGAGAAGCUCGCACAUUUCAUCGUCUCCGACUUGCCCGAGGGACGAGGCCGGCGGCUGCUGUACCUCACGGGCGACAAGAAUCGGGACACGUUGCCGGGAAUACUGGGCGAAGUGGGGAUGGAGCUAGAGAGCCUGCAGGUAUACGCAACGCAGGGUUCGCUGCGCUUUGAGGAAGACUUGAGAAGCGCAUUGGAAGUGGACGCUCCAGACGACUCGGGGAAAUGGUGGAUUGUACACUUCGCACCAAGCGCAGCGAAGACAGUCUCGCCGACACUCGUCAAAUAUUUCAAUAUCCCUAUUGUGGAGGACGCGUCAUUAUCACCGCGGAGAACACAUAUAGCGGCUAUUGGCCCGACAACAUCAACGUUCUUGCGCGAUGAGCUGCAUGUCGAGGUUGCAGUAGUUGCUGAAAAGCCGACGCCGGACGCGUUGGCCGAAGGCAUCGCGGAGUGGCAUCGGACACACGAGCUGGGGUCCGAUGCUGGCAGUCUAUGGGAGGAGGAGCAGAAUCCUGUAUAUAACACCCCUGGAACCGGAGUAUAG